AUGUUUUCAAAAAAACCGAUUUCAUUUUCAUGAUGGAAUUCAAAUACGAAUAACCCGCAGUAUUAGCAUUUCUAUACGUCUGAAAAAUCGUUCAAAUUCAUUUUAUAUAUAAUGGUCUUUCACGUUCACGUACUAUUUGAAAAAAACGAGCGACGUUCACGUAUUGUUCACUAAAUAUGAUCGUGAACGUGUAAACGAGCGUCCAUGAACGACGUUCUUUCCAAACAAUGCUAUUUUCUUGGUUUGUUUAUUCAAUUGUUUACGGAUACAUAUAUGUUUUGUUUGCUGAAUAACCAUUUAAAUAUCAAAGCAUAAACUCAACACUGUGAAUAUUAUUCAUUUGUUGCUCCUACGUCCGUCCUACAACAUGGUUAAAAAUAUUAAUAUUAUUUUAGCUAUAUUUUUGAUGUUAAAUUGUAUUGGUUUUAUUUACGCUAGAGAUAACACAGAGUUGUGUCAGGGUCAGUUGUAUCAAGCUGGUUUUAUAUUUAUGAACGAUCGAGAACCAGUACAAUUGGACGCAGUGUCUGUCGCAAAUCGUUUUGAAGCAAUUGGUAAGUAUACAUUCAUUAUUUAUACAAAUAUAUUUGAUAAUUUCAAGGUUCAUGUCAUUGCAGUUGACAUUAUCAUCUACUUCAUAAUUAUGUUUACGGGUUUUCAGCACAGAUAUAGGUAGAUACUAUAUUCAUCUAUAUUCUAUACUUACCUAUCUGUGGUUUUCAUCAGUAGUCUGUGAACCGUCGACAAAGGACUUAAUUAUGGUAUAGUUUGUUUAUUAAGUCCUAUUUAUUUUGGAUAUUCAAUAUAAUAUUUAUAUUAUGUGAAUCGCUCCCGUUGCAUUUUACAUGGUGCUCUGCGAAGUAUUGUUAAUAACAAGGUUUACCUAUUGAUAUAUUAUCUGCUUAGUAUGAACGUACUGGCGAAUCGCUUUCCAUGUAUCAUAAUUAUUGUUGUAGCGGUUAAUAAAAUUAUAGUGGAAAAAAAUUAAUAAAAAAGACAGUUCCGGAGUGGAAUAUUUUUGAAAACGUGUCAAUAAAAAUAAAAAUUAUUAAACCCAUAGUACAAGAAAAAUAAAAUAUGUAUUUAUCGUAUUACAUAAGCAGUGUUGAGC
This is a messenger RNA of Acyrthosiphon pisum (pea aphid), 1111 nucleotides long. RefSeq lists its product as uncharacterized. The record is from RefSeq and is a predicted model, not a curated record. The transcript is spliced from 4 exons. Bases 368 to 676 code for a protein of 102 amino acids. Lineage: Eukaryota; Metazoa; Arthropoda; Insecta; Hemiptera; Aphididae.